AUGUCCAAGCCAGGGGAAAGAAACAGACUAAACGAAGACCAUGGCAGAAAGCAGAGUUCAAGUAAGCUUGCUCUUUUUUUCCUUCCUCUGUAAUGUCUGUUUCUGUAACUGGGAUACGCUUAUAAUCCCCAUUUUCUUCCUCAUAGUGUUUGCAAAGCUAUCGCUACAAUGUAACCUAACGAGUGUUUGUGCGCGAGUCUGUGUUGCUCUCAUCUUCUUGACAUUUCUACACAGGUUUGGCAAACGGCAUGGACAACCACCAUCCCGUUUGCAGUUCGGGGGAGAAACGAAGUCACCAUUGUAGAAGUUACAAGUUGAUUAUUGACCCAGCGUUGAAAAAGGGAUCGCACAAAUUGUAUCGCUAUGAUGGAACGACUUUUAACAUGCCCGUAAGUGUUACAUCCGUAUUCGAAAAGAGAAACACUUAGCUACAUUGUUGCAGUGUUUGUCUCAACGAUUGAUACAUUGUUAGUGGGCUUGACACGUUACUUUCUGCACCUGACAGAGUGCAUCAGAAGUGUCACUAUCCCGUCGUUACAAACGCAGUCAAAGGUUUAUCUAAACAACUCGAAUCAACUCUAACCUUUUUCUUGAAUGAAUGUAGCGUUUUCUGGUGUAAUCCCCUUCUUGAUAUCGGCAAUCGGCGCGUUAUAUUCUUCCUAUUGUCAGAAUUCUUGAAUGGUUACAUUGUAUAAUACAUUCUACAGAACCCUGGGAUGCCACCAGUGGAAAUCGUCCGAGACCCGAGAAUCGGUCGUCUCUGGACGAAGUACAAGGAGACGGAUCUCCCAGUUCCGAAGUUUAAGGUAGGAUAAUCAGUCACACCCCCUCUCAGAUCUUGACAAAAUGUGCCAUGCUUUUUAUGUUUUGGGGCUAUAGACUUUUAUAAGGUUCCGAAGUUUUAAGUAGCCUGACACACCCCCUCGACGUUGUUGAUAGAAGUGUCAUGCUUUUUAUUUAGGAUUUAGUGCUCCAGACAGGCAACACAUGCUAAGCUAUUGUCCCUUACAUAAUAAACACAUUUCGCAUGUUGUAUGUCAAGACUAUUCUAUCGUGGUUAUUUGGUUUCUCAAAAUGUAAACUGCAGAUGUCCAAAAUGUUGAUAUUUAAUCGGGCAUAGGCUACAUUAACUUUCUUUUUGUUUGUCACAUUGCAGCGUGUAAUUCAGGUUUCAAUAUGCUGUAGUAAAAUGUAACAUUCAUCAUUUAAUGUAACUAUUUUAUUUCUUCAGAUUGAUGAAUGUUACAUCGGCCGUGUGCCUCCCAAGGAGGUGACGUUUGCGAGGCUGAACGAUAACAUCAGAGAAGGUUUUUUGACUGACAUGUGCAAGAAAUUUGGGGACAUAGAAGAGGUGGAAAUUCUAUACAAUCCGAAGAACAAAAAGCAUUUGGGAAUAGCCAAAGUUGUUUUUGGAACUGUAAAAGCAGCCAAGGAUGCUGUCCAGACUCUUCACAACACGUCAGUUAUGGGCAACAUCAUCCACCUAGAGCUGGAUCCUAAAGGUAAGCAAUCUUUACAUGGGCUAAAUAUAUAUGAGUAUUUAUAAACAACGUGCAAUUAAUUCUCAGUUGUAGAAACAAAAUGUACGCAUAUGUGAAAACACUAUCCUUUAUUUAUAAAAUGUCACUAAUUUCAUUUUUAGAGGACAACAUUUAGUCACGUGUAUAGCCUACGUUUACGGUGGUUGCUUGGUAACCAGAGCACUUGCAUCUGAAUGUCAGUGCGAUUUACAUGGGAUUCAGCUCACGAGCAUCAGUGUGUGCAAACUGCAGAACGGUAUUUUUCGACUUGAAUAAAAAUAAAACGUAGUUUCGUUUGGUUUAUUUGAUUUAUAUCCAAUUAUGGCAGUCAUCAUUGAAUUAGUUAUAGCUGUUUAAUUAUUUAUGUGCACAGGGACGCCUAUAAUAAAGGCCUAUAAUAAAAUAAUGCAAUAAUUAUUUAGAUUUUUUUUUGACUAAUUCUAAACCAACUUUAUAGCCGAAAUAUAGUUUUCUUGAUUUCAGCCUAUCAUUAAACAAUAUUUUACUUGUUCACACUGGUUGCAUUUUACCAUGUUAAUAUAUUUGGAUAAUUUGGCUAUUAACAUCAGUAAUGAAGGACUUUCACCUAUUUCCCUAGCAAAAUUGAAUAUCGUUUAUCAUAUUUAGAAUUUACUCGUGUCAUGACGCUGUAAGUUUUUUUUUCCCGCGUUCAACACAACUGGGAACUCGGAAAUCUCCGACAUCAGUGCUUUCAAGACAACUGGGUACUCGGGGGAAAAAACGAACUCCGAAUGGGGGGAAAUCGUUUUGAACGGUCAUCCAACUCGGAAUUCUAAGUUGGACAUUUGGGCAUCUUUCUAGAGCUCUGACUUUCUGACCUGAAGAUCACUGACCUCAUGAGUUCCUAGUUGUUUUAGAAGCACCACUAUUCUCUUAAUCUCUUAAAGAGACAGUGGUUCCUCUUACAGCAGCAGAGGGUCAUAGGGAUAGUGAUCAGUGACGCAUUUAAUUUAAACUGGUAGCUUGGAGAUCAGCAGAAAAUCUAAGGCCUACUGAGUACCAAUUUAUCAUUAUAAUUUCACCUGCCUGCAAUAGUACGCAUAUAUCCCUGAAAUUGAUUAAUCAAUUAAUAGCUUCCAUGUGUAGAUGCUGAUUUUUAAAUGUACAACUUGAAUUAAAUGUCACUAGAACAUUUGCCUUGUGGAAAAUUCCACAUGCAGAAAGAACUCAUCCUGUUUUCAAAUUUUAUUUUAAGAAAUACAUUGAAUAAUAUAUGACACAUUCUUGCAUUAUUGUGUAUUUAUUGCUGUGAAUGAUGUUCUUCUAACACACCUCUAAGGUCAGCCUGGUCUCAUAGACUAGACAGUACACUCAAAUGAGUAUAAUAUGUUACGUUUGGUAUGGUUACAUAAGACAAGGUUACUUAACGCAAAAACGAAAGGAGGGUGGUUGGUCGGGCGUAAAAUGUGAAGGUCUAGCACCCCAAAGGUUGCGUGUUUGAAUCUCAUCACGGACAACAUUAGCAUUUUAGCAAAUUAGCAACUUUGCAACUACUUACCAUAUUGCACCUACUUAGCAUGUUAGCCACUUAGCUAACGUUAGCCACAACUAAUUGGAAUUUGUAACCGUAGAGAUAGAGGACUCAUCUUUGUAUCUGUGCCAUUAUUGCAUAUGUCACAGCAUGGGCAGUGCCAUUGAGGCAAUCUCCAUUUUGAAGUAGUACAUUUAUUCUUCAAGAUUGGCUGAUCCUGCCUGAUGACCCGGUUGGACAUGACUCCAACAGUUGGAAGUGGGAAGUCCCACCCAGUUGACUACAUUAAAAUGGUGGAAGUCCUCAAUGGCACUGCCCAUGCUAAUACUGCCUUUUGGCCACUAGAGACCUCUAUCAUUCUCUAUGUUUGUAACAUAGAGUAUCAUACGAAAUGGAUGAUGGACAUCCACAAAUUUCAUACAUACCAUACCAAACGUAACAUAUCAUACUAAUUUUAGUGUCCCGGAUUUUUGUUUACUAUGUUACCCCUGAGUCCAGGUUGCUAAGGCUACUGAGAAAUAUAAUUUGAUUGAACCAUAUCUUAACUUUAUCCAUCCAGGUGAGAAUCGCCUUAGGUACUUCCAGCUACUGUUGAAUGGCACCUUCACCCCUCGGACACUUCCGGUGGGUGGAGAGGAGGCCAGACAAGUGUCCCCUCGUAGCCUGGCAGAGGCUCUUCUGGUAAGACCACCACUUUUAUGGUGGCUGUUUAGCAGCACUAUGUUAUGUUGUAUUUGAGACAAUUUGCAAGUGUUCCAAAACAAGCUUACAGGAAAGGUAAGCAUGUUUAAUUUGUCUGAACAUUUUAUUUGAUUUACUUUUUUAUGUUUGCAUAACUAGUCUCUCUGCAGUGCCAACUGAUAGGCAAGGCCCUGGCCUAGUCUCUUGAACAGAUUGUAAAGUUCUGCGCAUAAGCCUGGGUCUCUCAGCUUUAAGGAGCUUUGCAUUAUUGAAAAUGAAAAGUGUCCCAUAGUCAACUGCAGACCAGCCAAUAUGAGUUUAUUGUAUGUCACCAGAAAGGUAUUUCAGAUGAAGGCAUCAUUUAGUUAGUGGGGAAAAAAGUAUUUAGUCAGCCACCAAUUGUGCAAGUUCUCCCACUUAAAAAGAUGAGAGAGGCCUGUAAUUUUCAUCAUAGGUACACGUCAACUAUGACAGACAAAUUGAGAAUUUCUUUCUCCAGAAAAUCACAUUUAUAGGAUUUUUUAUGAAUUUAUUUGCAAAUUAUGGUGGAAAAUAAGUAUUUGGUCACCUACAAACAAGCAAGAUUUCUGACUCUCACAGACCUGUAACUUCUUCUUUAAGAGGCUCCUCUGUCCUCCACUCGUUACCUGUAUUAAUGGCACCUGUUUGAACUUGUUAUCAGUAUAAAAGACACCUGUCCACAACUUCAAACAGUCACACUCCAAACUCCACUAUGGCCAAGACCAAAGAGCUGUCAAAGGACACCAGAAACAAAAUUGUAGACCUGCACCAGGCUGGGAAGACUGAAUCUGCAAUAGGUAAGCAGCUUGGUUUGAAGAAAUCAACUGUGGGAGCAAUUAUUAGGAAAUGGAAGACAUACAAGACCACUGAUAAUCUCCCUCGAUCUGGGGCUCCACGCAAGAUCUCACCCCGUGGGGUCAAAAUGAUCACAAGAACGGUGAGCAAAAAUCCCAGAACCACAUGGGGGGACCUAGUGAAUGACCUGCAGAGAGCUGGGACCAAAGUAACAAAGCCUACCAUCAGUAACACACUACGCCGCCAGGGACUCAAAUCCUGCAGUGCAAGACGUGUCCCCCUGCUUAAGCCAGUACAUGUCCAGGCCCGUCUGAAGUUUGCUAGAGUGCAUUUGGAUGAUCCAGAAGAGGAUUGGGAGAAUGUCAUAUGGUCAGAUGAAACCAAAAUAGAACUUUUUGGUAAAAACUCAACUCGUCGUGUUUGGAGGACAAAGAAUGCUGAGUUGCAUCCAAAGAACACCAUACCUACUGUGAAGCAUGGGGGUGGAAACAUCAUGCUUUGGGGCUGUUUUUCUGCAAAGGGACCAGGACGACUGAUCCGUGUAAAGGAAAGAAUGAAUGGGGCCAUGUAUCGUGAGAUUUUGAGUGAAAACCUCCUUCCAUCAGCAAGGGCAUUGAAGAUGAAACGUGGCUGGGUCUUUCAGCAUGACAAUGAUCCCAAACACACUGCCCGGGCAACGAAGGAGUGGCUUCGUAAGAAGCAUUUCAAGGUCCUGGAGUGGCCUAGCCAGUCUCCAGAUCUCAAGCCCAUAGAAAAUCUUUGGAGGGAGUUGAAAGUCCGUGUUGCCCAGCGACAGCCCCAAAACAUCACUGCUCUAGAGGAGAUCUGCAUGGAGGAAUGGGCCAAAAUACCAGCAACAGUGUGUGAAAACCUUGUGAAGACUUACAGAAAACGUUUGACCUGUGUCAUUGCCAACAAAGGGUAUAUAACAAAGUAUUGAGAAACUUUUGUUAUUGACCAAAUACCUAUUUUCCACCAUAAUUUGUAAAUAAAUUCAUAAAAAAUCCUACAAUGUGAUUUUCUGGAUUUUAUUUUCUCAUUUUGUCUGUCAUAGUUGACGUGUACCUAUGAUGAAAAUUACAGGCCUCUCUCAUCUUUUUAAGUGGGAGAACUUGCACAAUUGGUGGCUGACUAAAUACUUUUCUUCCCCACUGUAAGUUAGUCGUUUUUCCAGCUUCAAAUAUUUGUUUGGUGAAAAAUGUUGCCCCAUGCCUGAAUCAUUGUAACUGCGCUGUACUCUAGUGAGUCCCUGUGACCCCCAGCCAAUCUAAGAUGACACCCUUAUCUCUAAUCCAGUUUAUCAGUGCAGCAGGUGGUAAAAUGUAAAUGUAAAUGUAAAAUGGGGCCCAGGAAGGAAUUUUGUCCAGAACCUCUGCCUGCCUGCAGAGGAAAGGGGCAGAGCUGUUGUAAGCCUGCCUGUACUUUGAGCCAUAGCCCUUCUGCACAGCUUCUCCUGCAGGCAAUGCUCGGCUGUCUUCAGCGUUUUGAAUUAAUGCAUAUUGGGAAGUGUCGCAAAAACUAAAACCUGACCCUACAUCUUUAGAUAUAAUUAUUGGCCUGUUAAGUGAAAUCCUAACAGUUGCUGUGUGCUCAAGAUGCAUUCUUUUCAUUUUAAAACCUUUAACUUGAUUGUGACAUUAAAUGGGCAAUGUAGCCAUGCUGAUGGAUGUUAUAUAGGUUAGGUUUCCGCAGUUGAAUGUAUGAAGUGCCUUCUGUGAGUGUGUUUCCUAAGCAGAGUUUGGUGUGUUCCUCCCCAGGCCUGUGAGCCCCUGCGCCGGCUCUCUGAGAGCAGCUCGUCUGCUGCAGUGGGAGGCACAGUGACCCCCAGCAGCACCGCCUCCAACACCACCCCUCUGUCCCAGGACACGGCCUACUCUAGCCUAAGGCAAGACACUCCGCAGUCCCAGGGCACCCCACACACCCCGCGCCAGACCAGUACCCCCUUCUCUCAGGACUCCAACUAUUCCAGCAGGCAGGCCACCCCAGCCUACCAGUCUAGCCGGGCCGAAGGCUCUGGAGGCUACAAGUCUCGCAGACACGAGAGCAAGUUCCAGGAUGCCUACAACCGGAGACCGGAGAGGCGUUAUGUCCAUGGCACUGGGGGAUCAGGAUCCUCCUCCUACCGAGGAAACUCUGAACAGUCUGCCUUCAAGCAGCACCAACCUGCCCCACCUGAACCCCCUCCCUCUUCCUCAUCCUUUGCCCACACACCACCUCCCCCUACCAGUGCCAGCUUUAAGUCUGCCUUUUCUCCCUACCAGCAGGCCCCAAUGCCCCCUGCGUUCCCCCCCUCAGAACCUCCGUUCCACCAGCCCGUCCAGUGGGAGGCAGAGUACCGGAGGCCCCCCAUGGCCCCUGCCACUGACUUCAAGCCAGUCAAGGAUAAGCCAGCUACUCCACCCAUUCCAGAACCCCCACCUGAACCCAAGGCCCACCCCAGCACCCCCCCUGCCCGGACACCCAAGCACUGCCCCCACUCCCCCGGCACACCAACCCUGGAGUCAGAGCGAAAUAGCCUGGACUCCCGUAUUGAGAUGCUCCUGAAGGAGAAAAGGACAAAGCUUCCCUUCCUUCCUGGAGGCGACUCAUCAGACACUGAUGUGCGUAUGGUCUGCAGCCCCAUCUCCUCCUCUUCCUCUCAGCUGUCCCCCAUCCCUCCUUAUGGGGGCACCCACACCUCUCUGCCCUCUAGCACGGGCCUGGAGGACGUCAGCCCCACGCCCCUGCCUGACUCAGAUGAUGAGGAGCCCAUCCCUGUAGCAGGCUCGCUCCUCAAGGGAGUCAGCUCUCCAGACCAUCUCAAUGGGAAGAACGCCAGUGACCUGAAGGAUGGUCGCCUCGGACACCACACACCCACAGACAAAAUGGAGGUAAGAACCAACAGUAUCAUCCUUACUUUGGGUAGAUGCAAUGUUUAGAAAGUGGAAGAUGGAAAUGGAGAACAGAUACUCCAUUCCAUACAUGACACGUUAUUGGCCACAGUAGGAGUAUUGCUGUGGAGAUGUCUGCUUGCAGCCGGAUCUAUUUGGCAGCUGCAGUGGGGGCACCGGAAGUAAACAGGAAGUGAACAGGCUUCAGUGUCUGAUAGUAAGCCUGCACUUUCCCUUUAGUUUAAUUCUUCUGUCUGUAUACUACUAGAGGAAAUGUUUCAUUCUGGUUUCACAGCAAACAGUGACAAAAUCAGUGACCGUUUUUAUGGGUCUUGGUAUGCUGUGAAGUUAUCAACAACAUACAGUGAGUGAUACAGAACAUUUGAGUGUUGUGUUUUUCCCCUGCCAUCAGAACUAGUUGCCUCAUAAAAAUAUACACUUCAUACAUUCGUCAUGUACUUUGAAAUCUGUUUUCUAUUUGAAUGGCUUUGUGUUUGCAAGCCAUGUAUUAAUCAUUUUGCAAAAGAUGCAAAGCUGCUAUUUGCUAGUGUAUUCUCUACCUGGCACAAGAACACAUUUCAUCCAAAACUCCAAACUGGGGACAUGCAUCAGAGAAACGUCAAGCAAAGGUUUUAACCUGAUCCCAGAUCAAUUUGACAGGCAAAGUAAGUGGCAGUACAGUUGCAGUACAAUUUUAGGGCCUAAUAGGCUACCUCUAUCGGUUCAACUAAUAUUUGAUAGUCAAAGAAAAAUACUUCAGGAAGUAACUCUUCUCUUGAUGUGUAAACGGUUAUUUUCCUCAUGUUUGGUACUACUCACUGUUUGUAACUAGCCUGUGCCCUGGUAAUAGUAGGUCCACACCCAGUGCUGUGACUGAGAAACCUGACUCACUCUUCUGUUGGAGAAUAGAAAACACUUUCACUUCCUCUUUCUAACACUCAUGGGACGAGUUGCCAGGCUGGCUGUUAGCCCCAUUCAACACUCAACUCACCACUUCCUGGUUCUGUUGAGCCUGACAAUCAGGAUUGGCCAUACAUCCCUGUAUGUUUUAUGUUAUCACAAAGCAAACAUUUCAAUAAAAUGGCCAGUUUGGCACACACACGCCACUCCCCAGGCUUUUUGAGUCUUUGUGGUUUUGAUUGUUUCAUGAAUCAUGAUUUCAUUGCCACCCAGAUAUGAUGUAUCAAUGAAAGCUAAGAUUAAUGGGCUGUGGGAUUAAUUUGUCAUUAUUCAUGCUUGUAAGCAUUCAUUCAGAAUUAAUUGUUACUGAAUCUAUGACAAUAGCCUGGUUGCUCUGCGAUAUUGUUUUUUUUGUUAGUUUCACACAGCUAUUCAAGGGCAUUAAAUCAAUACUUGUGCUAACACUUGGCUGAACGUAUUUAGACUUGGCUCAUCCUUCAAAUAAUUAGCUGUUCAUGAUUUGAAGGAUUAGCAAAUAACCACAUGCUGCUAAAUGCUAGUAGUGCCUUUUUAGACACUAAUAUCAAGGUUAGUGUUAGACAACCUGUGUUUGGACUUUACUUAAGGGACUGGCAGGGUUGACUAUUUAUUAUGAUAUUAUAGGGAUGUGUAGAGAAGCUAGAAACUUUGCUCAUUAUGUGGAUGCUUCCAAUAUGACUAUCAGGUUAUGUAUUGUAGAGAGAUGUCCUGACACCUUGUCCUGUCUCUCCCACACAGAGCCAUCAGUCAUCUGGGGAAGACAUGGAGAUCUCGGAUGAGGACGACAUGCCAGGCACGCCCACGCACAGUGGCGACUGUGUCAAGGGAAUCGUGGUCAACUCUGCUGUGUCCCCCAUGCAGUCCAUGCCCCUCCCACCCCCCGGGUUCCCCCCUCUACCCCCUCAAGCGGGUUUCGGUCUUCCACACCACCUCUCUGCUGUUCCGGGCCCACACCUGGCACCUGGAGUGCCCCACCCCAUGCUGCCUCACCUCUACCCCCAUGGCAUGGUGCCCAUGAUGCAGAUGGAGCUGAUGAGCUGCCUGCCUCAGUGGGGCAGCGUUCACAUGUCCUUCCAGAUGCAGACCCAAAUGCUGAGUCGCAUGGCCCAGACCCGGGGGCCCUAUCCCUACCCACAAUUCAUGACCGCAGGAGGGGCCGCUGCAGCCGGGUCAGCAGCCAUGCAGUUUGGGGGUCCCUACCCACCCUUGUCCAUGAGUAGCACCCCAGCUGCCAGUGCAGGGGGCCACAGGCAGCAACCCUGGCCCCACCCCAGCAUGCCCAAGUUCAACCCUGCUGUUCCUCCACCGGGCUACGAGGCUAAGGAGGACCCUCACAAGGCCACCGUGGAAGGAGUGCUGCUGGUCAUCGUCAAGGAGCUGAAGGCCAUCAUGAAGAGGGACCUCAACCGUAAGAUGGUGGAGGUGGUAGCCUUUAGGGCCUUUGACGAGUGGUGGGAUAAGAAAGAACACUCAGCCAAGGUGAGUCAUUCUUUAAAGCCAGCUGCUAUGUAUAUAGGUGUGUAUAUAUAUGAGUGUGUGUGUGUGUGUAUAUACAGUGGGGGAAAAAAGUAUUUAGUCAGCCACCAAUUGUGCAAGUUCUCCCACUUAAAAAGAUGAGAGAGGCCUGUAAUUUUCAUCAUAGGUACACGUCAACUAUGACAGACAAAUUGAGAAAAAAAAAUCCAGAAAAUCACAUUGUAGGAUUUUUAAUGAAUUUAUUUGCAAAUUAUGGUGGAAAAUAAGUAUUUGGUCACCUACAAACAAGCAAGAUUUCUGGCUCUCACAGACCUGUAACUUCUUCUUUAAGAGGCUCCUCUGUCCUCCACUCGUUACCUGUAUUAAUGGCACCUGUUUGAACUUGUUAUCAGUAUAAAAGACACCUGUCCACAACCUCAAACAGUCACACUCCAAACUCCACUAUGGCCAAGACCAAAGAGCUGUCAAAGGACACCAGAAACAAAAUUGUAGACCUGCACCAGGCUGGGAAGACUGAAUCUGCAAUAGGUAAGCAGCUUGGUUUGAAGAAAUCAACUGUGGGAGCAAUUAUUAGGAAAUGGAAGACAUACAAGACCACUGAUAAUCUCCCUCAAUCUGGGGCUCCACGCAAGAUCUCACCCCGUGGGGUCAAAAUGAUCACAAGAACGGUGAGCAAAAAUCCCAGAACCACAUGGGGGGACCUAGUGAAUAACCUGCAGAGAGCUGGGACCAAAGUAACAAAGCCUACCAUCAGUAACACACUACGCCGCCAGGGACUCAAAUCCUGCAGUGCCAGACGUGUCCCCCUGCUUACAUUUUACAUUUACAUUUUAGUCAUUUAGCAGACGCUCUUAUCCAGAGCGACUUACAGUUAGUGAAUACAUAUUUUUUUUUUACUGGCCCCCCGUGGGAAACGAACCCACAACCCUGGCGUUGCAAACGCCAUGCUCUGUCAACUGAGCUACAUCCCUGCCGGCCAUUCCCUCCAUCCCUGCCGGCCAUUCCCUCCCCUACCCUGGACGACGCUGGGCCAAUUGUGCGCCGCCCAUGAGUCUCCCGGUCGCAGCCGGCGGCGACAGAGCCUGGAUUCGAACCAGGAUCUCUAGUGGCACAGUUAGCACUGCGAUGCAGUGCCUUAGACCACUGCGCCACUCAGGAGUACAAUGCCCUGGACAUGCUUAAGCCAGUACAUGUCCAGGCCCGUCUGAAGUUUGCUAGAGUGCAUUUGGAUGAUCGAGAAGAGGAUUGGGAGAAUGUCAUAUGGUCAGAUGAAACCAAAAUAGAACUUUUUGGUAAAAACUCAACUCGUCGUGUUUGGAGGACAAAGAAUGCUGAGUUGCAUCCAAACAUCACUGCUCUAGAGGAGAUCUGCAUGGAGGAAUGGGCCAAAAUACCAGCAACAGUGUGUGAAAACCUUGUGAAGACUUACAUAAAACGUUUGACCUGUGUCAUUGCCAACAAAGGGUAUAUAACAAAGUAUUGAGAAACUUUUGUUAUUGACCAAAUACUUAUUUUCCACCAUAAUUUGCAAAUACAUUUAUAAAAAAUCCUACAAUGUGAUUUUCUGGAUUUUUUUUCUCAUUUUGUCUGUCAUAGUUGACGUGUACCUAUGAUGAAAAUUACAGGCCUCUCUCAUCUUUUUAAGUGGGAGAACUUGCACAAUUGGUGGCUGACUAAAUACUUUUUUCCCCCACUGUAUGUAUGUGUAUAUAUAUAUAUAUAUAUAUAUAUGUGUGUGUGUGUGUGUAUAUGUAUGUAUGUAUGUAUGUAUGUAUGUAUGUAUGUAUGUAUGUAUGUAUGUGUAUAUAUAUAUAUAUAUAUAUAUAUAUAUAUAUAAUAUAUAUAUAUAUAUAUAUAUAUAUAUAUAUAUAAAUAAAUAAAUAAAUAAAUAAAUAAAUAAAUAAAUAAAUAAAUAAUGUGUGUAUAUAUGUGAUGGGAUGUAUAGACAUUAUGGACAGUAUAUGGAUAGAAUAUUUAGUAUAUCUGUACAAUACGCAGGACAGAAUAGUGUGUAUAUAUACAGCAAUAGUUGAAUAGGAUGGCAUUGACUAGAAUACAGUAUGUGUGUAUAUAUAUAUAUAUAUAUAUAUAUACAGUCAUGGCCAAAAUUGUUGGCACCCCUGAAAUUUUUCCAGAAAAUGAAGUAUUUCUCACAGAAAAGUAUUGAAAUUACACAUGUUUUGCUAUGCACAUGUUUAUUUCCUUUGUGUGUAUUGGAAUAACACAAAAAAAAACAGGAAAAAAGCAAAUUUGACAUAAUUUCACACAAAACUAAAAAAAUGGGCCGGACAAAGUUAUUGGCACCCUUUCAAAAUUGUGGAUAAAUAAGUUUGUUCCAAGCAUGUGAUGCUCCUUUAAACUCACCUGGGGCAAGUAACAGGUGUGGGCAAUCUAAAAAUCACACCUGAAAGCAGAUAAAAAGGAGAGAAGUUGACUCAGUCUUUGCAUUGUGUUUCUGUGUGUGCCACACUAAGCAUGGAGAACAGAAAGAGGAAAAGAGAACUGUCUGAGGACUUGAGAACCAAAAUUGUGGAAAAAUAUCAACAAUCUCAAGGUUACAAGUCCAUCUCCAGAGAUCUAGAUGUUCCUUUGUCCACAGUGCGCAACAUGAUCAAGAAGUUUGCAACCCAUGGCACUGUAGCUAAUCUCCCUGGACGUGGACGGAAGAGAAAAAUUGAUGAAAGGUUGCAACGCAGGAUAGUCCGGAUGGUGGAUAAGCAGCCCCAAACAAGUUCCAAAGAAAUUCAAGCUGUCCUGCAGGCUCAGGGUGCAUCAGUGUCAGCGCGAACUAUACGUCGAAAUUUGAAUGAAAUGAAACGCUAUGGCAGGAGACCCAGGAGGACCCCACUGCUGACACAGAGACAUAAAAAAGCAAGACUACAGUUUGCCAAAAUGUACAUGAGUAAGCCAAAUUCCUUCUGGGAGAACGUCUUAUGGACAGAUGAGACCAAGAUAGAGCUUUUUGGUAAAGCACAUCGUUCUACUGUUUACCGAAAAUGUAAUGAAGCCUUCAAAGAAAAGAACACAGUACCUACAGUCAAAUAUGGUGGAGGUUCAAAGAUGUUUUGGGGUUGUUUUGCUGCCUCUGGCACUGGGUGCCUUGACUGUGUGCAAGGCAUCAUGAAAUCUGAGGAUUACCAAAGGAUUUUGGGUCGCAAUGUAGGGCCCAGUGUCAGAAAGCUGGGUUUGCGUCCGAGAUCAUGGGUCUUCCAGCAGGACAAUGACCCCAAACAUACUUCAAAAAGCACCCAGAAAUGGAUGGCAACAAAGCGCUGGAGAGUUCUGAAGUGGCCAGCAAUGAGUCCAGAUCUUAAUCCCAUUGAACACCUGUGGAGAGAUCUUAAAAUUGCUGUUGGGAAAAGGCACCCAUCCAAUAUGAGAGACCUGGAGCAGUUUGCAAAAGAAGAGUGGUCCAAAAUUCCGGGUGAGAGGUGUAAGAAGCUUAUUGAUGGUUAUAGGAAGCGACUGAUUUCAGUUAUUUUUUCCAAAGGGUGUGCAACUAAAUAUUAAGUUAAGGGUGCCAAUCAUUUUGUCCGGCCCAUUAUUUGAGUUUUGUGUGAAAUUAUGUCAAAUUUGCUUUUUUCCUGUUUUUUUUGUGUUAUUCCAAUACACACAAAGGAAAUAAACAUGUGCAUAGCAAAACAUGUGUAAUUUCAAUACUUUUCUGUGAGAAAUACUUCAUUUUCUGGAAAAAUUUCAGGGGUGCCAACAAUUUUGGCCAUGACUGUAUAUAUAUAUAUAUAUAUGAAAUGAGUAAAACAGUAUGUAAACAUUAUUAAAGUGACCAGUUUUCCAUGUCUAUGUACAUAGCGCAGCAGCCUCUAAGGUGCAGGGUUGAGUAACUGGAUGUUAGCCUGCUAGUGACAGUGACUAAGUUCAGUGCAGGGUACUGGGUGGAGGCCGGCUAGUGAUGGCUAUUUAACAGUCGAAUGGCCUUGAGAUAGAAGCUGUUUUUCAGUCUCUCGGUCCCAGCUUUGCUGCACCUGUACUGACCUCACCUUCUGGAUGAUAGUGGGGUGAACAGGCCGUGGCUCGGGUGGUUGAUGCUCUUGGCAGUGUGUCCUCGGUGAUGCGUUGGGAAGACCGCACCACCCUCUGGAGAGCCCUACGGUUGCUGGCGCGGUGCAUUUGCCAUACCAGGCGGUGAUACAGCCCGACAGGAUGCUCUCAAUGGGCCUGUAAACUUUGGUUUAGCUCAAAUAUACUGUAUCUCCCUAAAUCUUAAUGCUAAUGGUAGAAUGUGGACAUUGUUGCUUGGAUACAAAAGAAUGUUUUGGAGGAAAGCCUCAUUUAAAACUCCUGGAAUGUUUUGAAUCAGAAAAGCUCAGCUAACCUUGAAUAUUUGCUAAGUUGAAUGCACACUAGCUAGGUAAUGAUUGAAGAUUUAUUUGAAUGUGUUGAAAUGAUGGACUGUGGGGAAAACAAGGUAGACAUAUCAGAGCGAUAUAUUUAGACAGUUUGGUUAAUUGAAAUGGAUGAAAUAUUUGAGUUUUACUUAGCUAUUUCACAAACUCUGGCUGACAUUUAAUUGUAAUGACAUGGCUAUUCUAGCCAAAGGUUCUCCUGCGUUAUCUAGCCAGAUAGCUAACAGGCUUUCAUAUGAGUACCAUGUUGUUGUUCAUCCUCCAGGCGUCCCUGACCCCGGUGAAGGCUGGCGAGGGGAAGGAGGAGGAGAAGGAGAAGCCCAAGCCCAAAGAGACCAUGGGCUCCAGUCUACUGGAGAACUGGAACAAGGGAGAGGGCCUAGGCUAUGAGGGCAUGGGCCUGGGCAUCGGCCUCCGAGGAGCCAUCCGCCUGCCCUCCUUCAAGGUACCACCAGACACUUUUAGGAUUGACUAAGAAUAUGUCUAAAGGUCUCUGGCGCUUUGGAAAAUAGUUAUAUAAUUUUAUGUUUGGCAUAGUGCCUUUGUCACAUCAGUGGGAGAGAUUAUGAAUGUGUUUGUGUGUGUUCAGGUGAAGAGGAAGGAUCCUCCUGAUGCUGCCUCCACUGGGGACACUAAGCGAGCGCGGCCCUCCACGCUGGUGGAUGAUGAGCUGGAGGACAUAGCAGAGCUCCCAGAAGAUGGGUCCAGGGUGGACGAGGACAGUGCAGCUUCUCGGAGACGACAUGCCCGGCCACUGGAGCUGGACAGUGAGGGAGAGGAGAAGGUAGAGACCUCUGGAAAGGAGGAGUCCCUGUCCGACAGGGAGGAGGAGCCUGACGAGACGGAGGUCUCUGACAGGUUGUCGUCGGCCAAGGUGAGCUGUCAGUCCAAUUACCUAGAAUGGGAGAUGAAAUGUUGACCACUACAACCUUCAACAGGUGCUUCAGCUCAUUGGGAGAAGACAACCUGAGGCAUCAUACUGUAGAACCAUUUUUUUUUUUACAAUAGCUUUUAACCUCUGGAAUUGAACCUUUUCAGGAGAGUGGAGAGGAAGAGGAUGAUGACGAAGAUGAGGCAGCCUCAUCCAGUGACGGUGAAUCAUCUGAGUCGUCGGAUGAGGGUAAAUACACGCUGAUGUCAAUGACCGUAGUUAGUUAUUUGGUUCUCUGUGUGUAAACGCUGCCUCUGUAAUUGUCCUAUCUCUAUGUUUCUCUCUCCUCCUCGCUCCUUCAGACCUUGCCAGUUCAGCAUCCUCUAAAGUCGACUCUGACUCCUCUGCGAGUGGGGACUCCUCCGAAUAUGAAUCCAGUUCAGAAGAGGAGGAGGAGGAGGAGGAGGAGGAGGCGGCGGUAGACGUGGAGAGUCUACCGGAUAAAGACGAGGACCGAGUUCGGACCUCUUCAUCCUCCUCCUCUUCGUCGUCCUCAUCUGAGGUGGAGGUGGAGCCCAAGGCCCCCAGCACGCCCCUAGGUCCUCCCCCAGAGGACGAGCCCUCAGAGCUGGCUGAUUUAGAGGAGGACCAGAGGCCUGGGGAGAGGCUGAAGCUCAAGCCCAACCACAGAGCCAUCAGUGAGGGGGAGGAGGCAGCGGAGCCUGGCCGGACCAGCCUGGAGGACCUCCGGCCCCCUUCACCCAAAGGAGUCCCAGGUCUUAACCCUCUCCUAUUACCUAACCACACAAGCUUCAUGUUUCAGUUUCCGUUUCAGAUGUUGCACUCUGCAUAUUGCUUUUAACUGACAGUUUGUCUUGACAUGUUGGUUGUCUUUCAGCUGAGGAGCAAGACAUUGACCUGGGAGUCACCAUCCCUGUAUUUAAGAUGGAUCCCCAGGACGAUGUUACUAUCCUGCGGCCGCCCACGCCAACAGGCUCCCUGGCUGACAGCGACCAGGACACUCGACCCAAGGCCCCCACAGAGGACGAGGAUCUGCCCUGUACGCCAGGUAGAGGGGCUCCUGCAUCCCUGGAGCCCGACACAGCCCUCCCUAGAUCCCUAAUAGUCCCAUCUAUGCACAUCCCCCUCCCCACUACCCCGGCCAUGGAGGGCCACUCCCUGCUGCUGCCUCCUCCCGGCCCCCUGCCGGACCUCCCCCUCCCAUUUAGGGCCAGGCUGUCCACAGACGAGGAUGUGCCCCACACCCCUGGCAGGGACCUGAUGGACCGGGCAGGGGGCCUGGGUAAGUCCCAGAACAGCACAGAGAACGUGCCCGUCACGCCUGGCAGUGAUGCCCCUCUGACUGGCAGCAGCCUGGCCAGCCUCGGCUCCCCCCACAUAUCCGGCAGCCCCUUCUCCUACCCUGCCCAGUCUCCCGUCCUGAGCGCAGGUAUCCCCCGAACCCCCGGUAGAGAUCUGACCUUCACCCCUGUCUUCCCAGACCACACAGCCCUGGCUGCUGGCCUGCCCAUCCACUGGAAAGCCUCUUCAGAAAGCCUGCUGUUCAGCACCUUGGCCAACCAGACCCUGCCCCAUGGCUCCCUCCAGGGAGAGGCCUUAACCAGCGUGCCAAAAGACCUGCCUGCUGUCCCAGUCUUAGACCUCCCUGUGCCCCCUGACGCAACCCCGCCUAAGAGGAAGCCUGGGCGACCCAAGAGUAAAAAGGCUGCAGCGCUGACCUCUCCUAAGACUGAGUUUAUAGAGCUCUUGGUGACUCCCACCUCCAUGCCCGCAUCGUUGCCUCAUGAUGCCCAGCUCAGAGAGUUCUCUGCGGACACGGUUGCUGCAGCCACUCUUCCUGACAUCCCCAGCUGCGCUGGGCUAGACUCCUCCACAGUGGGCCUGGACUUCAGGGUAGGGGAGACGGAGCUGCAUACGGUUUUGCCCCCCGAUGACCGGUUCCUCCCCUACAACGAAGAGGAGCACAUGCAGAAGCCUGCCCGUAAGGCGCGGCGAGGGUGGGAAGAACUGCUGCUGGCCAGCCACUCCCCCGUGACCACGCCACCGUGGCCCCACUACGUUCCGCGCUCAGAGUUUGAGGAGAUGACCAUCCUGUACGACAUCUGGAACGACGGCAUCGAUGAGGAGGACAUCCGGCACCUGCAGGUCACCUACGACAAGAUGCUGCAGCAGGACAACGGCAACGACUGGCUCAACGACACACUGUGGGUCCAGCACCCUCAUAUCCUUUACUACUGGCCGUUACUAAUAUUACUGCCAAUAUACUGCUAGUGCAUUACUAAUUGCUGUUCCUUUAUUGUCCCUUUGUUACUGGUCUUUUAGUAUUGCUCAGUCAUCAAGCAUUUUAAAAAGUAGUAAAUUAGAAAUGCUUGGUCAUGGUUUUACCAACCCUAGGUCUUACCUUCUCCAAAAGCCUUUUUGUUCCCUUGACUCCCCCUGUACCUACCAACAUCCCAGCGGUGAAGAGGAAGAGGAGGGACGAUGGCAUGAGGGAUCAUAUGACUGGCUGUGCCCGUAGCGAGGGCUACUACAAGAUCGACAAGAAGGACAAGAUCAAAUACCUCAACAGCAACAAGCACCUACUGGAGGAGGGGCCUGUAGACAUGCAGGUGGGUUUUAGCAGUGGGUUGAUGUGCUUGAGUUCACAUCAGCAGGGUGUCUGUUCAUCUGUUUGUGUCUUGAUGCAUCUGUGUUUGUCUAAAUGUGAAGUAGGAGCUCAUUCCUCUCUCUCUCUUUUUUUCUCUCUCUCUCUCUCUCUCUCUCUCUCUCUCUCUCUCUCUCUUUCUUUCUUUCUUUCUUUCUUUCUUUCUUUCUUUCUUUCUUUCUUUCUUUCUUUCUUUCUUUCUUUCUUUCUUUCUUUCUUUCUUUCUUUCUUUCUUUCUUUCUUUCUUUCUUUCUUUCUUUCUUUCUUUCUUUCAUCCCCCCCCCCCCCUCCAGGGCAUGAGUAUUCCCGCACAGCCCCUAGUCUCCACCAGAGCUGGCUCUGAGCGUCGGUCUGAACAGCGCCGCCUGCUGUCCUCUUUCAGCUGUGACAGCGACCUGCUCAAGUUCAACCAGCUGAAGGUACCAAAGGCCAAACACAGCCCACACACAACUACUGUUAUUUUACACUGUACGUGUGUCAAUGCAAUACUGUGUCACUUCAAUUUGUCUUUUUUUACACUCUUCCCCAGUUCCGUAAGAAGAAGAUCCGGUUCUGUAAGUCGCACAUCCACGACUGGGGCUUGUUCGCUAUGGAGCCAAUUGCUGCUGAUGAGAUGGUGAUUGAGUACGUGGGGCAGAACAUCAGACAGGUGAGUAGAACACACAACUCUCUUCUCAGUCUGAGGGAGGUGAUGUACAGAUGGGAAAUCCAAAACAUCAUGCCAUACAGGUGAGUGUUAAGCAGGCUGAGUAUAAACCCAUCCAAUCCUGUAUCCAGGUGAUUGCUGACAUGAGGGAGAAGCGUUACGAGGACGAGGGCAUUGGGAGCAGCUACAUGUUCCGUGUGGACCAUGACACCAUCAUAGACGCCACCAAGUGUGGCAACUUCGCCCGCUUCAUCAACCACAGCUGCAAUGUAAGUGUCUCUUCUCCUCUCAAGAGCUGGAGCAAAACGUAAUCAAGUCAAUGUCAAUGAAUCUACCCAGUUUCACGGUGCUAGGCUAGCAAACACAUGGAUGCUAACACCACUGUGUUGUUCUUCUCAGCCCAACUGCUACGCUAAGGUGAUCACAGUGGAGUCACAGAAAAAGAUUGUCAUCUACUCCCGACAACCCAUCAAUGUCAACGAGGAGAUCACCUACGACUACAAGUUCCCCAUCGAGGAUGAGAAGAUCCCCUGCUUGUGUGGGGCAGAGAACUGUAGGGGAACGUUGAACUAACGUUAGCCCCUGGCCAAGGGGCAAACCUCCUAGAAAACAACAAGCACUGUCCCAACAAACGUUGUCCCCAUUUCCUGGACACAGACAGAGACGGCAUGCUAAAAACACAAGGACAGAAGAGGAGGGGUGGAAGAACCAGGGAUGAAAACCAACCAUUGUCUGGCUACAGUGCAGCUACCUGUCUGGGACUGUUUUUAUACGAACAGAUAUUAACUCAAGAUUGUUUAUGUUUCUAGGUGCUCUUUAAAACAGAACUAAACAUGGGUUUUCUAAUAGUCUCCCAGUGACCCUUGAAUUUCCACAAUGCUGUACCAUCUGGCUUCCUGGUGCAGCACUCUUAAUUGUCCCUCUUCCAUUCAGCAUGGUUCCCCCCUUUCUGGUCUUGGCUUAUACAGUUUUACCUACUCCCACUUUUUUCAUAAGCUUUAUGGAGACCACGUGGUACGUAACCCCCCAUUCUACCCCUACACACACACACACACAC
Coregonus sp. 'balchen' is the source of this 19397-nucleotide messenger RNA. The record is from the annotation of a GenBank genome assembly. Lineage: Eukaryota; Metazoa; Chordata; Actinopteri; Salmoniformes; Salmonidae.